AUUGCUAUCUGCAUCUUGCAUUUCAUCCACCAGACAACCUCCCAUACUCCUUCCAUAACCAUAACACACCUUACUUUGCGAGCUAUUCCGUUCACUUAUCCUUUGCUCAUAUUCCCUGUCCGUAUCUAGCCACAAUUUGCCAACAAACCUUUCGAUCAAUAUGUUGGAAGCACGACUCGCUCAAGCUGAUCUUCUGAAGAAAGUCGUCGAUGCAAUCAAGGAUCUUGUCCAAGAUUGCAACUUCGACUGCAAUGACAGUGGCAUUCAGCUGCAGGCCAUGGACAACUCCCAUGUUGCCUUGGUUUCCAUGAUGCUUACUGCUGAAUCCUUCGAGCCAUUCCGCUGCGACCGCAACAUCUCCCUCGGUGUCAACCUCACAUCCCUGACCAAGGUCCUACGCGCUGCUCAGAGUAACGACGUGCUCACGCUCAAGGCUGAGGAUGGCCCUGAUGUGCUGAAUAUGCAAUUCGAGAGCCCUGAGAACGACCGCAUCAGCGAGUAUGACCUCAAGCUCAUGGACAUUGACCAGGAGCACCUGGGCAUUCCCGACACCGAGUAUGCUGCUACAAUUGCGAUGCCAUCUGGCGAGUUUCGUCGCAUCUGUACCGACUUGAUGGCUAUGUCAGAAUCAGUGAUGAUCGAGGCCUCCAAGGACGGUGUCAAGUUCGCAUGCAAUGGCGAUAUUGGUAACGGCUCAGUGACUCUUCGAAGCCAUGAGGAUGUCGAGAAACCCAAACAAAGUGUCUCGAUUGAGUUGACCGAGCCUGUCGCCCUCACCUUCUCCCUUAAGUACCUGGUCAACUUCUGCAAGGCUGCUGGCCUCUCCGAGCAGGUCAAGAUCAAGCUCUCUAAUGAAGUGCCCCUCUUGGUUGAAUACGAUCUUCAGGGUCAAAGCCAUCUGCGUUUCUAUCUUGCGCCUAAGAUUGGUGAUGAGGAGUAGAAGAGUGCCAUGAUGCAAUACGACACCAUCCUGCUACAUGGCAGAAGCUCGGCGCUUGCGGUUGCAAUGAUACCAUCCAGCGAUUCCGACGGAGCACAUGUCAAAGAGGGCAAUGCAAGAAAUACGGAUACCAAGAAGUUUGCCUGCUUCUUGGAAGCAUUACUUUAGGCAUCAAAGGCGUGUGCGAAGGGAAAGGAAUGUAAACGAACAGGUUAGAUAGGGAAUACAAGGAUGCCAAGUCAGGAGCUUUAGUCCCUUGUUGACCAUGACGAUAAAUGAUAAUAUGAGAUCGUGUUUAUCAAA
Fusarium oxysporum Fo47 is the source of this 1243-nucleotide messenger RNA. Its product is annotated as proliferating cell nuclear antigen. Gene Ontology annotation, cellular component: PCNA complex. The transcript is spliced from 3 exons. Gene Ontology annotation, biological process: regulation of DNA replication; leading strand elongation; mismatch repair. Lineage: Eukaryota; Fungi; Ascomycota; Sordariomycetes; Hypocreales; Nectriaceae. Gene Ontology annotation, molecular function: DNA binding; DNA polymerase processivity factor activity. Bases 161 to 940 code for a protein of 259 amino acids. The record is from RefSeq and is a predicted model, not a curated record.